Messenger RNA from Eucalyptus grandis, 1777 nucleotides. RefSeq names its product probable carboxylesterase 16. Gene Ontology annotation, molecular function: hydrolase activity. The record is from RefSeq and is a predicted model, not a curated record. Lineage: Eukaryota; Viridiplantae; Streptophyta; Magnoliopsida; Myrtales; Myrtaceae.
AUGACGAACGACGAGAAGCUUCUACUCUGACCGCUGUUCUCCCUCGUCUUCCUCGUCUUCUCCAAAUCGGCUCUCAUUUUCUCGACACGCCGUUGUGAAAUUUGAAUUGAACAAGUCUCUUCCUCUGUAAUCCUUCUCCUCUACCUUCUUCUUCUUCUUUCUCUCUCAUCAGGUCCCAACUUCAAUCUCUCUCUCUCUCUCUGUGAAAAUGCCGACCGCGGUGGUGAAGCUGUACAGCCUCUUCUUCAAGUACCACCUCAAGCACAAGCUCCAAGCCCUCGCUCAAUCUGCCUCCCCUCCGAGCCCCGCCGACCCCUUCGGCAUCGCCUCCCGCCUCGACGAGCCCGCCGCCCCCGCGAACCCCUCCUUCGUCGACGGCGCCGCCUCCAAGGACAUCCACAUCGACCCCUCCUCCGCCCUCUCCCUCCGCCUCUUCCUCCCCGACACCGUCCUGGCGUCCCCGGCCGGCGGCGCCGGCCCCGGCGGCGGCUCCGCCAACUACGGCGGGUACUCCCCCUCCACCGGGGACUGCGUCAGGCUCCCCGUGAUGCUGCAGUUCCACGGGGGCGGCUUCGUGAACGGGGGCCACAACUCGGCGCAGAACGACGGGUUUUGCCGGAGGAUCGCGAGGGCGUGCGACGUGAUCGUGGUGGCGGUCGGGUACAGGCUAGCGCCCGAGAGCAAGUACCCGGCGGCGUUCGAGGACGGGGCCAAGGCGCUGAAUUGGCUGGCGAAGCAGGCGAAUUUGGCGGGCUGCAGCCGGUCGAUCGGGAAACUGAGGAGGAAUGUCGGGGUCGAGGGCCGUGUGUUCGACAGUUUCGGCGUGUCGAUGGUCGAGCCGUGGCUCGCCGCCCACGGAGAUCCUUCCAGGUGCGUCCUCCUUGGUGUGAGUUCUGGCGCCAAUAUUGCAGAAUAUGUGUGUCAAAAGGCCGUAGAGGCAGGGAAGCUCCUUGACCCUAUCAAAGUGGUGGCUCAAGUCCUAAUGUAUCCGUUCUUCGCCGGGAGCACCCCCACAAAGUCUGAGGUCAAGCUUGCGAACUCUUACUUCUAUGACAAGGCUAUACGCAACUUGGCCCUGAAGCUCUUGUUACCAGACGAGGAGUUCAGCCUUGACCAUCCAGCAGUGAACCCUCUUGUCUCAAGAACGGUGCCUUUGAAGUGUAUGCCUCCAACCGUGAUGGUAGUGGCCGAACAUGACAUGAUGCGGGACCGCGCCAUCACUUACUGUGCAGAGCUGCGGAAGUUCAAUGUUGAUGCACCCGUGCUGGACUAUAAGGACGCCGUUCACGAGUUCGCCACUAAGGAUAUGCUCCUUCAGACGCCACAAGCUCGAGCAUGUGCGGAGGAUAUAGCAAUAUGGGUUAAGAAGUACAUCUCACUCAGAGGUCUCGAGUUUUCUUACUGAACUGGUCAGGAAAGAAAAUUUUGCAAGUAAGGUGAAUCGAAGCAAACAAAGAUAAUUGGAGGGAGAUUAUCAUGGACAGGAAGGCCGAUGCAGAGCUGUGAGACAACUUUGCUUGGUUGACUAUAUAUGCUUGUCCAUGAAGAAGCACAUGGCGACUGGACUCAGAUCUUGACAAUUGGUGCAUUCACCAUCUCUUUCCUCAAAUGCUGAAGCUUUCUUCAGAGAUAUGAUUGUUUCCAUUCUUUGAAUCGUUUUCCUCCCAUUGUAGAGUCACCAUUGAUUUGUUCAUUUGUUCAUAUUCAUCGCCUUGAUGUGAAGAUGUAUCUUAUAGGAUUUAAUCUUAAAUGAGAAUUUGCUCUGUCUAGUUCUUUC